Messenger RNA from Clunio marinus, 303 nucleotides. The record is from the annotation of a GenBank genome assembly. Lineage: Eukaryota; Metazoa; Arthropoda; Insecta; Diptera; Chironomidae.
AUGACUGGAAUUAUUAAUGGAACUGCAGCUCCUUUCGAGAAUGUGUGUGGGGAGAUGAGGCAAUUUGAAGUUGUUAGAAAUGGAAAACAAAUAAUUCAAUACAACGACGAUGAAGAUUAUUAUUAUAUAAAAUUCAAAUCACCGAUAAAGGCGAGGAAUCAAAGUUCAUCGUACCUUUUGGGACUUUUUAAAGUCACUCAGUUGAUUGUCGCCAUCGAAGUGUUUAUGUGUAUGUGGGAAAAGGGUGAUGAUUGUAAAAAGGGAAAUCAGGAAGUUUGGUGUUUACUACAAAGCCUUUUUUAA